Molecule: messenger RNA, 6107 nt
Organism: Asterias rubens (European starfish)
Lineage: Eukaryota; Metazoa; Echinodermata; Asteroidea; Forcipulatida; Asteriidae
Product: clathrin heavy chain linker domain-containing protein 1-like
Exons: 11
Coding region: 318-2117 (599 amino acids)
Source: RefSeq, a predicted model, not a curated record
UCUGAUCUGUCGACCACAGCGACCGAGCAGCUGGAUGAUGAACACUAUAAAUAUAUCAAUCAAGAAUGUAAUUCCGAAUUCAUGUGGCCUACAUCGUUCAUAAUUUUAUGAUUUAGUUGUAAUUUGUAUCUAUUUCUACCUCCAUGAUGGUUGUAUUAAAUCAAAUUUGGUAACUUAACGCUAGGGAGUAAAUCAGUAGGGGGCUAGGUCGACGACGGAAGUUGUCUUGUCCCCGGACAAAUCGUGCCAACCUGGUCAACAAUCGAUCUGUUAAAAAUUAAACAAACAGUGAAAAAAGAUCCAUUUGUAAGACCAACAUGCAACAGCAGCAACAGCAAGCAGUGUCUCCAAAGAGGCCAGUUCUUCCACCUAUUUCAUCAAAUGUGGACAAGGACCAUACCUUCGUAAAGGAUCUGAUAGAAAGUGCUUUUCUUGAAUUGGAAAAGCUUGAUUGUCCACCAGAAGGCCCUCAUCAACAGAGAUAUUCUGUGUUUAAAGAUGUAUUUGGUCAGCUUGUGGAGUACUUGUCUGCCUACCGUCCACUCUUGACGGCAAUAAAAGCCGAGUUUGAAGAUUGUAUACAGACCAUUGAACGAGGGCAGCAAGAAGCUUUCUUCUUGUCAGGAAAAGUAAAAACCAUGGCUGCCGAACAAACAACUCUUAGCUUUUAUACCAAGAGAGCUGAUCAACUGAAACAGAAAAUAUCAAAGAUUGAGAGUGACAAUGAGCGGCUCAAUUAUGAAAUUCAGUCCAUCUUUAAACAACAUGUGAAUCAGAUAACAGCAAUGCACGAAGAAGACAUCACGCCGAAAGUCAAUAUUCCAAGCGUGCCUAAUAGACUGCUGCCAGGAUUAACACUAGAAGAAUCCAUUGAUAUUGAGCUUUUGUGCAAAAAGCUAUGUAGCUUAGAACAACUAGUAAAGGAUCUACAUCUUGCAAAGAAGACUCGUUAUACAUCCAGGGACCAAAAGAAACAGUUAAAAGUUCAGCUGGCCAGCAAGAGUAAAGCUAAAGACCAUGUAGUGGAGAAGAAUACGCAGUUGAAAGCAAGGUGCUUAAAACUUCGUGUGUCCAUAGAUGCUUUAAGAAUGUAUUGUAAGGAGUCUCCAAUGGGACAUACACCGGUAGAGGCUAUCAUUCAUGCACUGACUCGCUCUAACUCAAAGAUGAGCUCAAGAAGUGGAGAUACAGCAUCGUCCACUUUUGAUGAUGACGACCCAAGCAAAGAAAGAGAAGCAGAGAUGCUUCUGGAGUACAUUGAACACUUCAAUGAUUUGUUUGAAGAUGGUCAAUACAUUCAAGCUGCAAUGCAUGCUGCCAACAGCCCUAAAGGAAUUUUAAGAAACUCAGAGACUCUAACAAGAUUUAGAGCAAUUCAUGCAAAGCCUGGCAAGACAUCACCUCUUCUUGCUUACUGUGAGGCACUCAUGGCCUCAGUACCAGCUGUAGCUUCAUUACCUAAUGCUGAAACAUCAUUAGAAUGUGUUAAGAGUGCCUUAACAGAAAACAGGCUUGAUCUUGUCAUGCAUUGGCUUGCGCAAAAAAGAUUGACGUGUUCAGAACCUCUUGGUCAUCUUCUCUAUAAUUACACUCAGGGAAAGAAUACAGUGACUGUAGGUCAAUGCCUUCCAUUGGCUGAAGCUGUAUAUACCAUUGUUGGAGCACACAUACAAGCCGCUGUAUGUAUGUGCAAACAGGGUAAAGUGCAAGCCAUGAUGGAUUAUGCAACUAACGCUGACUUUGGCAAAGAUAUGUAUAUUGGUGUUCUAUUAGCAUGCCCAUCACUGGCUGUAGCUGAAGUCUUAAUUGAGCCAAGAGGUCUAUACCAGAAAUCAGCUUUAUCAGUUGGGACAGUUGUGAAUCAAAUACUACACACUGAGAACCAUGAAAUUGGGGUUCAGCUUCUACACAAAUUACAACAAAUGAUCAAAUCAGGUUCAUCGACUACAAGCAUUAAGGAUGUGGUGUUAUGUGAUGCUGAUACAGAAUAUGAAUCCUGGAUGCAGAUCAUAUACAAAUGUCAAGACAAUGGUUUGUAUGACGUAGGACUAGAACUUUUAGCUGCUGUAACUGUGCUCCAAGCAAUUAGAAAGGCUUCAGAAACAAUAACUAAGUAAUUUGCUGUGUUAUAUAAGCAUCACAUGCCUUAACAGUUGAUACCAUACUGAUGUUGGACAGUACUUCAUUGUACAAUGGUAAAACUAAGAAAUAGUCAUGCACACUUAACUUUGUACAUUUUGUUUGUAGUUUUUCUAAGGCACUUAAUGUUGCAUGUCUGCUUUUAUGUUAUUAACCGUAUUGCCACCAAUCCUUGUGUCGAACUCCGACAAUAAGAAAAGUAGUUCAGUAUUAUUUUAAUUAUCAAUAUCAACCCAAAAAAUUAUUAUUUUAAUUGGUACAUUAGGUACAUGUACAUGUUCAUGAAGUGUUCUGUAAAAGUAGAAUAUUUGGUUGAAUACAUGUAUACAUACAUUUCCACAUGGUCAAGGAUUAGAGUUUUAAUGAGCUUGAUUUAUUUGCAUUCCCAUUCUUUCUUUAUCAGGGAUGAGAUUCUGAAAAACUUAAAAAGACUGAAAAUUUGUCACAUUGCGGGAGGAGCACAUGUAAACUAAAUUCCCUUAACUAUUUUUUUUCACUUGCUGGCUGGAUGAUUCAAACAAUUUGUGGGUCGCUUGCAAGUUUGUUACAAAGCAAUCAAUUUUGGAAACUAACACGAACAAAUUUGGGCAUUUUUUUUAAAUAACUUUUUUUUCCAAAUUAAUUUCUGCCCUUGUAAAAGGUUUUUUCAUCAACAACCAUUUUCAUGGGGUCUUGAUGUUAGGUUCGGUUGUAUUAAAAACUUCUUUUGCAAUAAAAUGUUCAUGAUAUAUUGCCGAUAUAACAGGAACUGGAAGGUUGAGAUGAGACCCAGGAAAUUCAAGUUUUGUUUCCCUACUUGCCUGAAAGAAGGGCGUACUUGUGCAUGCAAUUGUUUAAUAAAAUAAACGAUCAUGCACGAUCGCAAACUCAUUAAAUAUAGCGCAAAUCAAGACUCAAACCAUUUUAAGAAACUUCAAAACAAUCUCUCUUUGGGAAUUUAUUACCGUAUAACUUGAUUAUUGUGACAUGGAACAUUUUUUGGACUCGCCAGACAGACUAGAAAAUAAAAGAUAUGACUCUCCCGCUGUCGCAUCAAAAGUAAAUUUUUGCUAAAGUCAGAGAUCUUAUAAAAAGUCUGAAUUUAAAACAAAAGACAAAAAGACGGAAUUUCGCCAAAAGGCAGAAGAAUCUCAUCCCUGCUUUAUAUAUUAACAAAUGUUUUUUCCAUUUUAAAUGUUCAUCAGCCCUCAUUUUGACCUGCUAGUAUGUAUAGUUGAUGCACUGUCUUCUCUACUUUCCAUACAAUUAUAAUCCACACAAAAAAUCUUUAUGUGAUCCUUCAAUUUUUUUAAAUUUUCCUUUCAGAGUCAAGGAUAAAUAGAAAGGAAUUUUUGGAUAACCAAUAUGCAUAGACCUUUUGGCAACUACCCAUUGGGCAAGUGCCAAUACCCCGUUCACACAGCCCUACGACCUUAUGAAGACCAUGCUGAUCAUCGCCAUCUCAAAAAUGUAUCAAGUCAGGACACAAUCGGCGUCAAAAUCAAGCAAUAAUGCAAAUUGAAGAUCUCACCACGAUGCAUUAACACUGCUUGUGCGAUAAUGACGUUCCCAUUACGACUUUUCCCCGCUUAUUUUCAACAUGUUCAAAAUUAGCGUGGGAAGAGAAUGCAUGCAGCUUCCCAACCUUGGAGAUCCCACCCUUUCAAACCAGCUCGUGGAGGUCCUCCUACGUUUGGCCCAGAUUGGUCCGUGAUUGGCCACACUCUCGGGCACUUGUCCACUGUAGUAGAAGCGGCGUCUAUGUGUGAACGGGGUAUAACUGUUGAAUGAGUUGCAAUGCUGUAUGUACAUGAUAAAAUAAUGUAUGGGUAAAACAGAAGACUACACACUUUUAACAGCCACUUUCAUUUUCAUGUAUGAGUAUGUUUUAAAAAUUGUUUUUUUAACGUAAAUGACAAUAAGCGAUUGCCAAUUUUUUAUUUUGUGUGUUUAAAAAUGUUCCUAUUGCAACCCAUGUUUGCCUACAAAUGGCUUUGUCCACAGAUGGCUUUAUUCUGUCUGCUUGACUAAAGCUCCAGAGCAUGAUUAAAGGCAAAAACCACAACACUUGAAAAAGUGAUGUGUCUUCUUUUUCCUAAAAUCUAUUAUCUGACAAUUUGUUUACUUGACCAGGGGUGGCAUUCUUACAUUUAUCAACUUUAGAUUUUGUCACUUGAUGUUUAAAGAUCAAUAUUUUGAUACCUCUAAAUUUAACUGUUGAAACAAGCUCAACAAGUGUUUAAAAAUUGCUGGCAAAAUCUGGUUUCCUACUUUUGAAAUCAAUGUCUCGCUCAAAUAAUACUAUGUGUACAUACAGUAACAAGGUUUACAUCAUUUGUAUAAUUACAAAGGGGAAAAAAAAAACACUAACAUAGUGCUCAGGGCAUGCAAGGGUUAAACACACAUGUAACAUGCUAUUAACCCAUUCAAGAUUUUAUGCAAUUGAUAUUUAAUCUUAAUUGCAACAAAAUUAAUAAAAACACUUGAGAAGGCAAACUAAAAUCCUUGUUCGGCAUGACUCCAUUUUUAAUGCAAUUAUGUUUAUGGUUGAACUCAAAACAAAAACACCAACACAUUAAUUCAAACUUAACAAUGUUGAUUGUUGCUCCUUAAAACACUCCAAUGUAUUACUCACUAACUGCUUAAGUGUAUUAUUAUCCAGGUAUUAGUCCCCUAUGUAUGAGACUGUCCACAAAACACCCACAAUAUUUGUAUGUUAAAAUGUUUUUUUUAAAUAAAAUAAAUUUGUGUACUACACAUUGUAUUGUCUACAGACAACGUAAAUUGUAUGUUAUGCUUUUUGUUACUAGUAUUUGUUGAAAUUUAAGUCUCAUCGUUUGUAAUGUUAAUGUAAUUUUUAACCUGUAAAUAUUAUUUCAGUUUCAAGAGCACAAAAAGUGAUAACUACAUGUAGAUGGCCUGUGAACAUCUCUGUAAAUCUAAAGACAAUUACAUGUACUUAACAAGUUUGCAAACUCUUUAAGGUUCAUGUUUAAGAUAUUUACACAAAUAGAAGCAAGAGCACCAGUGCAUGGUGGGAUAUUCAAGGUCACUUUGCCAAAAUAAGCAAUUUAUAUUACUUCAACACUAUACUACAUGUACAUGUACAAAAGGUCUGGAGGUAUAUUACAUCAAAUACAAAAAUUACAACAAAAUCUUUCAAAUUUGGGUUAUAGUAAUACCCUUGUACUGUAUAGUCACAAAAAUGGUUUUAAAAAUGACAUAAAGCGUUGAACUUAACGGUUAGUUUAACCAUGGAAGAAGGAAGAGGAGUUCGAACGAAGGGACUUCAAAAGUUGAACCCGUGGUACCGCAGUCGUUUAACGACACCUCGUAAUCACCCACAUACCUUAUACAAACAAUGGGCGACCUGGCGUAUGUGAGUUUGCACUCGGUUCUUCACGCAACUAUGGCGUUGUACAUAAUGUUGCAUGGGUAUAAUAAAGAAAAUAUUUUUUGAGACCUGGUAAAUUUUGUGUACGCAUUCGCCCACUAAAACGAAAAACAUAAUUGAAUACCAACCACCCUCUGGUGCUAAUACCCAAACUUUGAACCACCGCUAGUGACCGGAUAGUCGCAAAAAAUGUAAAAAAUAUACUAUGAUAUGACGGUAAAUGAAGAAGUCAAUCACAACUCAUCACCUUCUGCAUCUCCGAUUUUCAUGUGAAAACAAAACAAAUGAACCGGAAAAUAAUAACGCAAUCGUUUGUACCAUGUGCGCAUCCAUGAAAGACAAAGAAAACACACUGCGCAUGCAAAAACUGUGUACUUUUGCAAUUCUUGUCUCCAAUGAUUCAUCUUUACACGCAGGCAACAGUGCAGAGUGGCGGUACCACAGGUUCUGUACAAAGAGAUCUAAUCCCGCUUGUUAAAGAUGCUAUGUAAGAUUUUUGGUCGAUUUGGCCCAAAAAUUAUGAUUUAAAAUUCAAUAGGUAUUUUGAUGGGAGUCGAGAAAGUUACAAGCUUUCAUUUGAGCCAUUGCUCGAAAA